Molecule: messenger RNA, 981 nt
Organism: Eleginops maclovinus (Patagonian blennie)
Lineage: Eukaryota; Metazoa; Chordata; Actinopteri; Perciformes; Eleginopidae
Product: high choriolytic enzyme 1-like
Exons: 8
Coding region: 109-888 (259 amino acids)
Biological process (GO): proteolysis
Molecular function (GO): metalloendopeptidase activity; zinc ion binding
Source: RefSeq, a predicted model, not a curated record
CAGCAUGUUAUCACAGUGUUUUUCUCAGCUGUUGUAUAAUAAACAUUCAGCAGGCUUUAAAGAGCAGCAGGAUCCAGGUGAGUGCACUGUUCACCUGCAGGCUGCAACAUGGCUGUCUUCACGCUCAGCGUCCUCGUCCUGCUCGCGCUCUCCGACUGCAGCUGGGCUGAGGAGCAGGAGCUGUCCGUCUCUGAGCUCCUUUGGAGGGCCAACAAAGAUGUCGUGCGCUCAGAUAAGGAGCCCUUCGUUAUGGAUGACAUCGCUUAUGACAACGAGAACGAGAGGAACGCUGACCCCUGCACCUCCGGCAGCUGCAUGUGGGCGAGAUCCGCAGAUGGGAGAGUCUACGUGCCUUAUGUCAUCGCCUCGCACUACGAUUCUCGUGAGCGCGCCAUCAUCGAGCGCGGCCUGACCUCCUUCCACGACGUUUCCUGCAUCCGCUUCGUGAAACACUCCGGCCAGAGAGACUACCUGAACAUCCAGUCAGACAGCGGCUGUUACUCGUACGUGGGGCGUCGGGGUUAUUCUCAGACGCUGUCUCUGGACCGGCAGGGCUGCCUGUACCACAGCACGGUGCAGCACGAGCUGCUCCACGCCCUCGGCUUCAACCACGAGCAGUGCCGCUCCGACCGGGACCAGCACAUCCGGAUCCUGUGGGAGAACAUCCAGUCCGGUUGGGCGUAUGCCUUCGACAAGAUCAACACGCUGAACCUGAACACACCAUACGACUACAACUCCGUCAUGCAGUACCACAGGUAUGCCUUCAGUGGGAACAAUAAGCCCACCAUGAUGCCGAUCCCCAACGCCAACGUUGAGUUCGGCACGGCCAACCAGAUGAGCAGCAACGACAUCAGCAGACUGAAGACGCUGUACAAAUGUCAAAGGUGAGGAAGAAACCCUGAGAACAACUUCAACAUCACAGCACCGCUUUAUAACACAGUCUGAGAAAGUGUGUGGAUAAUAAAUCUUCAAACAUCUUCA